AUGAGUAGGAGGAGCCUCCGUAGCGGUGCGGCUGAGUCAGUGAGGUCUCCAUGCCACUCUCAAGAGUGGCCUUCAAGGUCUCGGUGGGAAAUGGAAGACGCGAGUUCAGUAUGUUCACGGCUGUGCUACUGUGGGAACGUUGUCAAAACGCAUACAUCCUGGACGGUUUCUCAUCCGGGAAGGAGGUUUCAAGUAUGUGCAAGGAGGAAUGGAUGUACAUUUUGGGAAUGGGCUGACCCAGAGAUGUGUGACAGAUCGAAGCACAUAAUUCCAGGCUUACUUAGGAAAAUAAACCGCUUGGAAGAAGAAAGAAACGCUGGAAAAGGGAAGAUGAAAAACCCCUGGUUUUGGGUCUCUGUUUUCAUGUUUGGAAUGGUCAUUUAUUUGUUGUGUUCCAAAUGUAAUAGGAGGUUUGUUCAUCUACAGUUGGCAGGUUAA
Prunus armeniaca (apricot) is the source of this 438-nucleotide messenger RNA. The record is from the annotation of a GenBank genome assembly. NCBI's taxonomy places the organism in Eukaryota, Viridiplantae, Streptophyta, Magnoliopsida, Rosales, Rosaceae.